UUGAGCAGAACGCACACGGCUAAACUCUUGUAAUUACUGUUUAUAGCUGGCCAGGGCUGACUAGGAGAGGGCAAGCCCGAGAGGAAAUAAGUUUCCUGAACCUUUGAGAGAUGGCUGUGGAUUAAUUAAAGGCCAGAACGGGACGGGUAAUUCUCAGACAGGCUCCAAGUUGUUCUUGAGAUCACAGUUCACAUCACGUUUUCUCUGGAGGGAGUGAGUAGAUAAUUGGGAUCUGUUUUUGUGUUUGUUUGUUUUUUUCUUUUUUCUUUUUUCUUUCCCUGUUUUGGCCUUAUGGCCUUGAACCCGCAGUGAACUGAAGACAGAAACCAAUGGAUAUGUCUGACCCCAAUUUGUGGACUGUGCUCUCAAACUUUACUUUGCCUCAUUUGAGGAGUGGGAACAGGCUUCGGCGAACACAAAGUUGCCGAACAAGCAACCGGAAAAGUUUGAUAGGCAAUGGACAGUCACCAGCAUUGCCUCGACCGCAUUCACCUCUCUCUGCUCAUGCAGGAAAUAGCCCUCAAGAUAGUCCAAGAAAUUUCUCCCCCAGUGCCUCAGCCCAUUUUUCAUUUGCACGGAGGACUGAUGGACGCCGCUGGUCGCUGGCUUCUCUCCCCUCUUCUGGCUAUGGAACAAACACACCCAGCUCUACAGUCUCUUCAUCCUGUUCCUCCCAGGAGAAGUUGCAUCAGUUACCAUACCAACCAACGCCAGAUGAAUUACACUUCUUAUCGAAACAUUUUUGUACCACCGAAAGCAUUGCCGCUGAGAACAGAUGCAGGAACACGCCAAUGCGCCCCCGUUCCCGAAGUCUGAGCCCUGGACGUUCUCCCGCCUGCUGUGACCAUGAAAUAAUUAUGAUGAACCAUGUCUACAAAGAAAGGUUCCCGAAGGCUACAGCUCAGAUGGAAGAACGUCUAAAGGAAAUUAUCACCAGCUACUCUCCUGACAAUGUUCUUCCCCUGGCAGAUGGAGUGCUUAGUUUUACCCACCAUCAGAUUAUUGAACUGGCUCGAGAUUGCUUGGAUAAAUCCCACCAGGGUCUCAUCACCUCCCGAUACUUCCUUGAAUUACAACACAAAUUAGAUAAGUUGCUACAGGAGGCUCAUGAUCGUUCAGAAAGUGGAGAAUUGGCAUUUAUUAAGCAACUAGUCCGAAAGAUCCUAAUUGUUAUUGCCCGUCCUGCUCGGUUGUUAGAGUGCCUGGAAUUUGAUCCUGAAGAAUUUUACUACCUGUUGGAAGCAGCGGAAGGCCACGCAAAGGAAGGACAGGGUAUCAAAACUGACAUUCCCAGGUACAUCAUUAGCCAGCUGGGGCUCAAUAAGGAUCCUUUGGAAGAAAUGGCUCAAUUGGGAAACUAUGAUAGUGGGACAGCAGAAACACCAGAAACAGAUGAAUCAGUGAGUAGCUCAAAUGCUUCCCUGAAACUUCGAAGGAAACCUCGGGAAAGUGAUUUUGAAACGAUUAAAUUGAUUAGCAAUGGAGCCUAUGGGGCAGUCUAUUUUGUUCGGCAUAAAGAAUCCCGGCAGAGGUUUGCCAUGAAGAAGAUUAAUAAACAGAACCUCAUCCUUCGAAACCAAAUCCAGCAGGCUUUUGUGGAACGGGAUAUCUUGACUUUUGCAGAAAACCCCUUUGUUGUCAGCAUGUAUUGCUCCUUUGAAACAAGGCGCCACUUGUGUAUGGUCAUGGAAUAUGUGGAAGGGGGAGACUGUGCCACCUUAAUGAAAAACAUGGGUCCUCUGCCUGUUGAUAUGGCCAGGAUGUACUUUGCUGAGACAGUCUUGGCCUUGGAAUAUUUACAUAAUUAUGGAAUUGUACACAGGGACUUGAAACCAGACAACUUGCUGGUCACCUCCAUGGGGCACAUAAAGCUGACAGAUUUUGGAUUGUCUAAGGUGGGACUGAUGAGCAUGACUACCAAUCUUUAUGAGGGUCAUAUUGAGAAGGAUGCUCGAGAGUUCCUGGAUAAACAGGUCUGUGGCACACCUGAAUACAUUGCACCAGAAGUGAUUCUGAGGCAGGGCUAUGGGAAACCAGUGGACUGGUGGGCCAUGGGGAUUAUCCUCUAUGAAUUUCUGGUUGGAUGUGUGCCAUUCUUUGGGGACACUCCAGAAGAGCUAUUUGGACAAGUCAUCAGUGAUGAGAUCAACUGGCCUGAAAAGGAUGAGGCCCCUCCACCUGAUGCCCAAGAUCUCAUUUCACUGCUUCUCAGGCAGAAUCCCCUAGAGAGGCUGGGAACAGGUGGUGCAUACGAAGUCAAACAGCAUCGAUUCUUUCGUUCUUUAGACUGGAACAGUUUGCUGAGACAGAAGGCAGAAUUUAUUCCCCAACUGGAAUCCGAGGAUGACACAAGUUAUUUUGAUACUCGGUCAGAGAAGUAUCAUCAUAUGGAAACUGAGGAAGAAGAUGACACAAAUGAUGAAGACUUUAAUGUGGAAAUAAGGCAGUUUUCCUCCUGUUCACAUAGGUUUUCAAAAGUUUUCAGCAGUAUAGAUCGAAUAACUCAGAAUUCAGGAGAAGAGAAGGAAGACUCUGUGGACAAAACUAAAAGCACAACUUUGCCAUCCACGGAAACAUUAAGCUGGAGUUCAGAAUAUUCUGAAAUGCAACAGUUAUCAACAUCCAACUCUUCAGAUACUGAAAGCAACAGGCGUAAACUCAGCUCUGGCCUCCUUCCCAAACUGGCUAUUUCAACAGAGGGAGAACGAGAUGAAGUUACCCCCUGCCCUGGAGACCCCCAUGAGGAGCCAGAGAAGCCAGUCCUUCCUCCUGAAGAGUGUGCCCAGGAGGAGCCUGAGGUGACCACCCCAGCCAGCACCAUCAGCAGCUCCACCCUGUCAGUUGGCAGUUUUUCAGAGCACUUGGAUCAGAUAAAUGGACGAAACGAGUGUGUGGACAGUACAGAUAAUUCCUCAAAGCCAUCCAGUGAACCUGCUACUCACGUGGCUCGGCAGCGAUUAGAAAGCACAGAAAAAAAGAAAAUCUCGGGGAAAGUCACAAAGUCCCUUUCUGCCAGUGCUCUGUCCCUCAUGAUCCCAGGAGAUAUGUUUGCUGUUUCUCCACUGGGAAGUCCAAUGUCUCCCCAUUCCUUGUCCUCGGACCCUUCUUCUUCACGAGAUUCCUCUCCUAGCCGAGAUUCUUCAGCAGCUUCUGCCAGUCCACACCAGCCCAUUGUGAUCCACAGUUCAGGGAAGAACUAUGGUUUCACCAUCCGAGCCAUCCGGGUGUAUGUGGGAGACAGCGACAUCUACACAGUGCACCAUAUCGUUUGGAAUGUGGAAGAAGGAAGUCCAGCGUGCCAGGUAGGACUGAAGGCUGGAGAUCUGAUCACACACAUCAAUGGCGAGCCAGUGCAUGGACUUGUCCACACGGAGGUUAUAGAGCUCCUCCUAAAGAGUGGAAAUAAGGUGUCAAUCACUACAACCCCAUUUGAAAAUACAUCAAUCAAAACAGGACCAGCCAGGAGAAACAGCUAUAAGAGCCGGAUGGUGAGAAGGAGCAAGAAAUCUAAGAAGAAAGAAAGUCUAGAGAGGAGGAGAUCUCUUUUCAAAAAGCUAGCCAAGCAGCCUUCUCCUUUGCUCCACACCAGCCGAAGUUUCUCCUGCUUGAACCGAUCCCUGUCAUCGGGAGAGAGCCUCCCAGGUUCCCCCACUCAUAGCUUAUCUCCGCGGUCUCCUACACCGAGCUACCGCUCCACCCCUGACUUCCCAUCUGGAACUAAUUCCUCCCAGAGCAGCUCCCCAAGUUCUAGUGCCCCCAAUUCCCCAGCGGGGUCAGGGCACAUCCGGCCCAGCACCCUCCAUGGCCUGGCCCCCAAACUCAGCGGGCAGCGAUACCGGUCGGGAAGGCGGAAGUCGGCUGGCAGCAUCCCGCUCUCCCCACUGGCCCGGACCCCCUCGCCAACUCCCCAGCCCACCUCCCCACAGAGGUCACCGUCCCCUCUGUUGGGACACUCACUGGGCAAUUCCAAGAUCACUCAAGCUUUUCCCAGCAAGAUGCACUCCCCCCCUACCAUUGUCAGACACGUCGUGCGGCCCAAGAGCGCAGAGCCCCCACGGUCCCCACUGCUCAAGCGGGUGCAGUCAGAGGAGAAGCUGUCACCCUCCUAUGGCAGUGACAAGAAGCACCUGUGCUCCCGCAAGCACAGCCUGGAGGUGACCCAGGAAGAGGUGCAGCGGGAGCAGUCCCAGCGGGAGGCGACGCUGCAGAGCCUGGAGGAGAGCGUGUGCGAUGCACCCCUCAGCCGCGCCCGGCCCGUGGAGCAGGGCUGCCUGAAACGGCCUGCCUCGCGCAAGCUGGGCCGCCAGGAGUCUGUGGAUGAGCUAGACCGGGACAAGCCGAAGGCCACGGUAGUGGUGAAGAAACCAGAAAGCUGCCCAGAGAAACAAGAACCCCUCCAGAAAUCCCAUGGGCUCAGCAGUGACUUGGAAAACAUUGCUAUCUUUAGGCUAGAAGAGAGAGAGAAGAAAAUCUACACAAAGGCUCUAGAAAGGUCAAACCAUCUUGAAAACAAAGCAGCCAUGCAGGAGACCCAGUCUCUGGGCAGCCUACUGAAAGAUGCCCUUCACAAGCAGGCCAGCGCCAGGGCCAGUGAGGCCAUGGCCUCGGAUGGGGUACCUGGGGAACACGGCCAGGCUGCAGGGGACUGCAAGCGGGCCUCUGCUGCCAGCACCCUCCAGGAUGGUCUCUGCCACUCUGCCGACAGGUCCGCCUGCGGGAAGGGGGAAUGCACAGAGAAGGCCUCCCAGGCCAAGGAGUUUGUCCGAUGUGAGAAGUUAGACAGCAAGAUGGCCAAUAUCGAUUACCUCCGAAAGAAAAUGUCACUUGAAGACAAAGACGACAGCCUCUGCCCUGUGCUAAAGCCCAAGAUGACACCGAGUGCCCACGAAUGCCUGCCAGGGAACCUAGUCCGGCCCAUGGGUGGGCAACAGGAGGCUCCACCAGCCCCUGAGAGCCGCUCAUUCAUCAGCAGCACCCAUGCAGCUCAGCUUAGCAAUGUCUCUUUUGUUCCUGUCAAGGCCUUAACUGGCCGGGUGGACAGCGGAGUGGAUAAGCCAGGCUUGGUUGCUCCUGAGUCCCCUGUCAGGAAAAGCCCCUCUGAGUAUAAGCUGGAAGGUAGGUCUGUUUCAUGCCUGAAGCCGAUUGAGGGCACUUUGGACAUUGCUCUCCUGUCUGGACCUCAGGCCUCCAAGACAGACCUGCCCUCACCAGAGUCUGUGCAGAGCCCCAGCCCCAGCUGUGACAUGCAGCCCUCUGUGCCAACCCCUCUUCCCAGCAGCAGCAGGAAGAAGGGUGAAACCGCCAGUCCAAGAGAGCCUUCUGCUGGCUUAAAGAUGAAUAAAUCCUACCUGCUCGAGCCUCGGUUCCUGCCCCCCAGCCGGAGUCUCCAGAAUUCACCAGCAGCUCCCCUGCCUGACCCAGAGCUAAAGCGAGAUGGGAAGGUUUCCCAUCCUACUUCUAGGAGCCCGGUGACAGUCAUGGAAAGCAAUCCCCAAAGGAGAGAGGGCGGCCUCACUAGACACCAUGACCACACUACCAACACCAAGCUGCUCCCCUGCCCAGGGCAGAACCUUUAUGGAGGCAGUGACCUGGCCAGGACACAUGGCCCACUCCCACCUGAAGGGACCCCCUCCAGGGAGAAGCCAAGCCUGAGAGACUCAUCUGAAAGGGGCCCUGCCACAGCCAGAAGCGAGCGGUCUGCUGCAAGAACUGAUGUACACAGAGACCCCUCUAUGGAGCUGUAUCCUCCAGAAACCGCUAAACCCGGUGACAGCUCCAAAAAUCUCCCCUGCGUGGGAAGGACUCACCCAGAAUUCUGCACACAGACCCAGGCUACUGGGGAAGCGUGGGGGCCUUGUGGGAGAACAGUCCACAAAGAGGGCCGAGAUGAGGGGAGGCCAGUGGCUAGAGAGGAUUCCUCUUUGCACUCAACUGGGACCCCUCGUGAGAAGGAGCUAGGUAAGGCAAGAAGUGGUAUAGAGCCCAAGCCUGAAGCCCUCUCGCCUGCCAGGCAGACUCUGAAGCCAGCUGGAAUUGAGAGUGGGAAGAGCGAAAGGCUCUCUAGUUUCCCACCUUCACAAAAAGAGGGUCCCAAGGAACCCGAAAGGAAAGAUCAGCCUCUACAAAGGAAUCUCAGCAGUAGCCCUGAGCCCCCACUGACCACCAAAGAACUGCUCAGCCUGGCCACCCGGCAGCACUGCAGCUCCCCAAGCCAUGCUUCAGGCAGAGAGCUGGGGACCAAGCCCGGAGCUGCAGAACCCAGCCUGGGCCUUCAGGACCUUCCCAAGCCAGCUGUUGCACACAGUGAAAGCAGCAGCCACAAACCCUGGCCUGGCCCUGACCUGGGCCCUCCAAAGUCUAAGCACACAGACAGGUUCCCCUCCUCACAGAAACCCAGCGCUGGGGCUGCAAAGGGCAAAGAGCCUCUCACUCAACCCCCUGGUAGCUCUAGCAGAGAGGGGAAGAGCAACAGUAAGGGUGUGUUGGAUGUGUUCCCCGCCAUCCCAGGCUCCCAGAAUAAAGCCAGCGAUGUGGUUGGCCAGGGAGAAAGUGGGCCCUCUGUCCCACUGCACACUGAAGGGGAUCCUCUGGACACCAAGCUGAGACCCACCAGUGGUGGGCGUCCCCCGGAGAUGCUGGAGAAGCCCGUGCAUUUGCCAAGGCAAGGACACCCAGGGUUCAGCGAGUCAGUAGACCAGAGACCUCCCAUAGUCAGUGAAAAGCAAAACCUGUCUCCAAAGCACCCCAAACCAUCCACUGUGAAAGAUUGCCCCCCUCUGUGCAGACAGACAGACAAGAGCUCAAGUCAGCAGGCCACCGCCACAGACAGGAAAUCCGAAGGGAAGAGAUGCACAGAAGCACUUUAUGUUCCAGCAGACAGCGGGAGGCUGGAGGCCAGCCUUUCCCUUGCACAUUGCGAGCCCCUGCUGAAGGGAGCGGAGAGGUCAGCCACGGCGGCGGGGAAGGGCUUCCCCGAGGCCAAGGGGAAAGAGCUUGGGCCCCAGAAGCCACCGAGCGAGGCAGGCAAGCCCAGCAGCAUGAAACGGUCACCCUCGGCCACUGGGCAGAGUUCCUUCCAAUCCACUGCCCACCUGGAGAAGUCCCCGAGCUGCUACUCCAGCUUUCCUGAAGCCAGGCCAGGAGUUCAAGAGGCCUCUACAACCCACAUGGACACCUCUUCUGCCAAGGCCAAUGGGGACAUGGCCAAGCCCACAGCCCCCAACAACCGGGACUCUAGGAAGUCCCAGUCUGGGGGGGAUGGUAGAACCCAAAUGACAAAGAGCGACUCUUUGCCAUCCUUCCGGGACUCCACCAUCACUCUGGAGUCCCCCUACCCCAACCCAAGCACGAUGGGUGGAGCCAGCCACCGGGACAGGGCUCUCUCAGUAACUGCCACCAUUGGAGAAACCAAAGGGAAAGAGCCUGCCCCAGCCCAGCCUCCCCCGACUAGGAAGCAGAGUGUGGGCAGAGAAGUGACCAAGCCCUCCCCAGCUCCAAACACCGACCGCCCUGUCACCCUUUCUUCCGAGAAGGACUUCGUGGUACGGCAGAGACGAGGGAAAGAGAGUUUGCGUAGCAGCCCUCACAAAAAGGCCUCGUAAUGGGGUGUUCCCCGGGCAGGACUGUGGGGACCCGGGCAGAGUAUGCAACUGUGUCUUGACUACCUUUCGAAACCAGCACUGUGUGAGAUGUCCGCCAGGCAGAGCUUGGAGCCUCACUGAGGAAGGGGAGAGAGAGAGAAAGACAGACAGACAGAAAGAAGGGACCUUCUUCCAGAUGCCUUCCCAAUUGUAACCAGUAAAACUGUUACCAGAUAGUGUGUGUACAAAAAAAAACCUUAUGGUUGAGGGUUGUUGAGGAAAAAGAUUUUCUCUGUAAAUAUCUAGCGAUGUGUUUGGUUUGGGAUGUAGAGUCUAUACCUGCUGCUGAUUGCAUUGUUUACUACAGCUGUUUUUUUUUAAAAAACAAGAUUUUUGCUUUACCACUUGUCAUAAUGUAGUAAUGAAGCAAAAUGGUCGAAACUGGGUGUAUGCAAAAAUAUAGAUACGCCCAUAUUUGUGUAUAUACACAUCCAGCUAUACGUUUUGGUCUGUGGUUUAAGAGAAUAUUUCAAGGCUCCAUUUUUAUAAGCUAAAGCAUUCUAAGUAAAGUUAAAGAUGAAAGAAAUCCCUAAGUAUUUACAGUAGAUUGUGAGUUUUUAUGUGUAUUUUUAUCCGGAGUUUCUGAUAGUACUGAAUCUGGCUACCUAUAUUUCCAGAUCUAAAGCAAGAACUACUUCUAAUCACUGCAUUUGGAAUUCUUCUCCAUUAGGAAUGGCCAGGACAAAUGGAGCUAGCCAUUUUCCUUUCAUGGUCAUCCUAAUGGACAUUUUGAUCUUGGGUCCAACCAUCUGACAAGCCAGUUGUCCUUGUCUGUGGGUGUGUGUGUCUGGUCUUCACCGGAGGGAGAGCGGGGACUAUAAACACACGUCAACUUGAUUUCUGUUCUCUUUCUUUCCCUUCUUUUCAAGCUCUUAAACUCAGGCCUUUCUGCUGUGAGUGACUAGUUUAAGAAGCACACAUUUUGUAGUAGUCCUGCACCAGCCCUGCUCUUGAAUAAAAAGACAAAUGACGGGCUGUACACAAAUCUGCUAGUAUUUAGGUCGAGUAAUAAGCAUCAGGCAUUGGAAGAGGUUUUAAAUAUGCUUUUUUGAGGAAAAGAUGGGGGGUGGAUUUUGGCAUCAUAGCAUAUAUAUUAAGGAAUAAUCAGGACAUCAGAUACAUUUUAAUACAUAGCUGGGGCCUUAUGUUGUAGAUGAAGCUUGCUGUUUUUAGCAAGUUCCUAGGUUUCACAUUCAUUUCUGAUGCAUCGAGUAGCUCCUUACAUUUCAUGACAUGAUCUCUUUAUUUGUAUGCAGAAAAUACUGUAUUAAUAAACAGCAGCAUUUUUGUAACAAAGAGACUUGUUGGAGCUAUUUGGUGCUUGAAUGUGACCAUCCUUUUUACUUUUGCUAAGCCUUAUUUAAAUUUUGUAUACUGUGGAAUACAUAGAAUUUGUCCAAUCACUUUAGUGCUGAGGGUUUUUGAUUUUUUGUUUUGUUUUGUUUUUGUUGCAGUUUUUUGGUGAUUUGUUUUAUAUUGUAAGAUGGCACUUGCUGACAUAAGUACUAAGACACUAAGAGAAAAUACAGAUAAGUAUUUAUAAGAUGCUUGGGAUCCACGGCAGGAUUUUUUGUUCUGUAAGAGAGAAAAAUUACCAAUAAAUAACUAAUCCAACACCUAAACCCCCUUGGGGAAGUCUUAGUAUCUUCAAGCUAUAAAAUCGUUCAUCUAAGCACAGUAUCAUCUUACGGCCCUAUGAAUUGUAAAUCAUCUAGCCAGGCUGUAAACUCCACUUUGAAAAUAAAGGCAUAACUUAACCGACCGCUCAGCUGACCUUCAUUGUAAAAUGAGUUAGAAAUGGUAAAAGAAAAAGAAAAAAGUCUCCUCUUUGCCCCUAAUUUUUUCCAAGUAAUUUUAGCCAUUCCGCAUCACCAUAUUGUGAAACUGUAGAACAAACAAAUAUUUUACAAGAACUUAAAUGGGUUUCCAAAGUGGUCUCAACAUUUAUAAUACAUAUCUGUGUUUGGCAGUUGUCGUAACCCAAUCCUUCUACACUCAGACAUCGAGACAAGUCUAUCGGGGAGGUAGUCCAUGGUUUACAGCUUUUGCUUUUUAACUGUCCAGUUUCCUUUAAAGCACAACUAGCUGCUUGUUUACAAAUGGUAGUUUUAUGUAUAUUUUGUAUAGUGUAUUAUCAUUUUUGCCAUAUACGUUUUUGCAUUUUGGAUGAGUAAAGAGUACUUAAGGUUGCAUUCAUGUAGUACCUGUUUGUUGUCGUAAACCUUUCCAGUCAGCUGGUAGAAAUUCUCCUGUGUUCUAUCUGGUCGGUCUCCGUGUGAUUGUAAGAUGUGCUCCUCGGUAGUACUCCCAGUGGUAGAUUUACCAGCUUCAGAGUUUGUUAGGAUCUGUGCAAUAAAGUGUUUGCAGUCUUAUUUUCUCUAAGAAAUUCCCUAUGGAUGUCAUAAUUGUUGUAUAUUGAACAAAUAUUUAUACUUAUGCAGUUGCAUAACAUUGAAAUAAAAACUUAGCAUGAAAGAUAA
This is a messenger RNA of Cynocephalus volans (Philippine flying lemur), 10120 nucleotides long. Its product is annotated as microtubule-associated serine/threonine-protein kinase 4-like. The transcript has 26 exons. Bases 330 to 7601 code for a protein of 2423 amino acids. Gene Ontology annotation, molecular function: magnesium ion binding; protein serine/threonine kinase activity; protein binding. Gene Ontology annotation, biological process: cytoskeleton organization; peptidyl-serine phosphorylation; intracellular signal transduction. NCBI's taxonomy places the organism in Eukaryota, Metazoa, Chordata, Mammalia, Dermoptera, Cynocephalidae. The record is from RefSeq and is a predicted model, not a curated record.